Molecule: messenger RNA, 3736 nt
Organism: Salvia splendens (bonfire salvia)
Lineage: Eukaryota; Viridiplantae; Streptophyta; Magnoliopsida; Lamiales; Lamiaceae
Exons: 5
Coding region: 63-3473 (1136 amino acids)
Source: RefSeq, a predicted model, not a curated record
CCCUACACCUUUACAACCGCAUCUUCAUCGCCAACAUUGCAACGACAGCCCCGCCUUCAUCAAUGGCGAAACGACGUCGUUCGCAGGUUCACGACGGCACAGCUGCAGGCACGGCGGAGAUCAACUCUGUGUUCAUAGACACCAACCUCGGUACUCACAUCGCCGUAUCCGUAUGCAGCUCCGACACAGUUUCAGACUUAAAAAAGAAGGUGACUGUGGCUCAUAUGCAAUCCUUUCCGGAAAUUGGUGAUAUAGAGGUCCACUCUGUGAAGUUAGAACAGAGAUCAAACUAUUAUCAUCUUUCAGACAAUAUGCUUGUUUGGACUGCAUUUGGCGAGGUUAACAGAAAUUGGUUUCUUUCGGUCACAGCUUCCAUUGUCCCCACACAUCACUCAGUCAGAAGCUCUAUGAAUGAUAUUAAUGAUGAUUGCAACGGUUUCAUAUCUGAUAGGAACAAGAAUGCAAUUGUUCUUUUUGCAUUGCCGGCAUGUGCUGCUCAAAAUAAUGCUGUUUCGGAGACCACUGGUUCUCACAGAAGAAUUUAUGCAGAGGAACAUUGUAUGAGAACCGAGUCUCCUGUGAAGAAGAAACGUAAAGUGAGGCACACAAAAGAUGAAAGUCAUAAUUCUGGAUUCGAAGGUGGUGACAUCAUGUCUUGUCGAAAUGAUAAAGAUAUGAAGCCUAAUAUGUCCGACUCAAUUGUUAAGGUCUCAGGUCUGAAGAAUGAUGAAUAUGAUGAUGAUGGGAGGCUUCUGUAUGACAGAACUUACCUACCCAACAUAGCAGAAAAAGGUAAUUUUGGAAGCAUUUUGGACUACCAGAACCUAAAUGGUACCGUUAGACCGAAAGAGGACAAUAGGUUUGAGAGUGUGGUAAAUGGACUGGAAAAUGAGGUUGUUUCCGUUUUUGUACAAGGUUCUUCAGCUGGAAUGAGGGAUGCCGCUUGUGAAGGUGGAGAUGUCAACACUUUGGGGAAAAAAAAGAAAAGGAAAUUUGAGAAAACAGCAGAAAACAAUCAUGAUAGAACAUAUAUGGAGCAGUUUGGAAAAGGUGAAAGGACCGAGCCUUCUACUCUUAAAAUGGAAGAAGGAAUGGGUUUGUCAUUAGAGAAUGGUCAUGAAGUUUUAAUGCCAUCAAACAGCAAAGCUUCAGACCAUGUUAUUCCAGAUUUUUCACCGAAGGAAGAUAUCCUUUUGCAGAGUGCAGAAAAGAGUACUAUUAUUGAUCAGAACUCCCAUAAACGUUUAGAUUCUGAUGAGAAAAAAGAAGACAAUGUAUUAGAGAGUAAAAUAGAUUAUGAAGGCAAGGGUGUUCCAUCAGUGCAUUCAGGAGGUGUUCGUACUAACAUUUCAGAUCCUUAUGCUACAAUAAUGGAUGCUGGUGUCGGAACAGGGGAGGUGAAAUCUGAUGGGAAGAAAAGAAAGAAAAAGAAAGUUCACAAAACUGCAGAAUUCCAACAUACGAGUGAUGUGGCACAUGCUGAAAUUGGUGAAAUGAAUAAGCCUCUUACAGCAACUACUAGGUUGGAAGAAAAGGGUGCAUCUUUAGAGCUUGAUAAUGAAGUUAUAAUGCCUGCGGAUAGCAAAGCUCCUGACCAUGUUGGUCCAGAUUUAGCAUUGAAAGAGGCCAUUAUUGUGCGGGAUGCUGAUGCUGUAAUGGAACCUGAAAUCUCCAGUCGCGUCAAGAAGAUGAAGAAAAAAAAGAGAGCAAAGAAUUCUGUCAGCACAAAUAUGGAGAAUUCAGACAUUAAAGAUAUUCACAAUGGUACCAGAUGUUCUUUGGACUUGUCUUCUCCAGCAGGGGAUCAUGUCACCAAGGGAAUUGGAAAGGAUGAAAGCACCAUGCUCAAUGAUGGAAUGGAUGUCGAGAUGAGACCGUUGGAUGCGAUAGUCCAGCAUACAAUUGAUGUGGCACAUACUGAAAUUGGUGAAGUGAAGAAGCCUCAUACAGAAACUACUAGGUUGGAAGAAAAGGGUGCAUCUUUGGAGCUUGAUAAUGAAAGUAUAAUGGCUGCUGAUAGCAAAGCUCCUGACCAUGUUGGUCCAGAUCUAGCGUUGAAAGAGACCAGUAUUGUGGGGAAUGCAGAUGCUGUAAUGGAAGCUGAAAUAUCCAGCUGCGUUAAGAAGAUGAAGAAAAGGAGAAAAACAAAGAAUUCUGUAAGCACUAUAGAGAAUUCAGGCAUCACAGAUAUUCACAAUGGUCCCAGAAGUUCUUUAGACCUGUCUUCUCCAUCAGGGGAUCAUAUCACCGCCGGAACCGGAAAGGAUGAAAGCACCAGACUCAAUGAAGGAGUGGAUGUCGAGAUGACACUGUUGGAUGCUUCUAACAAAGAUGCUCAGGAGAAAGUAUGGGAUGUAAAUAGAAAAGAAGAAGAGCGAACUGUGGAAGAUUUGAGCGAUAGAAAUAAAAUGAUGAUGGAAAAGACCAAAAGUUUUCCAGAUGUUUACCAUGCAGCUUUGCACACUGCUGAAACAGAAAAUACCAUCUUGAAGCCCAAUCAAGCGAACCAGGAUGGCGAGAUUACUGAGAAUAAAUCUAGAAAAACUACAAAGAAAGGAAGGAAGCAAAAGCACACUGCAACAGAUGUCCAAGAAAAUUUGCAAGUUGAGGAUGAACAGGUUGGUGUUGAACCUUUAGCAACAAAAGAAACUUCAUUUGGUUUUGCAAAUUCUGAACUAGCUAGCAGAGAUGUAGAGUCGUCCCAAGUUUUGUCUCGUAAGAGUGAAGAAAAGGUAGAUGAGAAUUACGAGCUUGUCCUAAACACUGAUGGUCUCAAAGAAAAUACUGAAAAGGGCAGUGAAGGAAUCAACUUCAAGCAGUACUUUGUGGCUGACCAACUCCAGAAUCAAGUCGAUAUCAGUAACAAGGUAAGAAAGGCAAACAAGUUGAAGAGUUCAAAAGCUAAAGAAAAUGAACUGAUGAAAACUUCUAGUCCUUCUGAGUUGUGUGAGAUGCCUCGUCAGAAACCCAAUGACUUUGUUGCUCCCUCAUCCUCCCAUAAGAAGAACCCAUCUUUGGAUAAAUCAAGCUCGAAAAGGUCCGUGACAUUGCACAACAAUAAGGGAAAUGAAAGGAUGCUGUUGCGUUCACAUGUUAAAAAAACGAUGCCUAUGAAAACUCCGAAGAAAAAGAUUUUGUUGGCAAAGUCAGGAACAAUUUUUCAUAAUGAUAGUGGUGAAAGUUAUGGGGAUGAAAAUGGAACCUUGUUUUCAGAUGAUCGCACCCUCACUUCAUCAGAUAGUUCAUCCAUGUCAGGUGAUGACUCGGAAGGGGAAAGUGAAGUGAGCCAGAUUUCAACUCGCAAAGGAUCCAGUGCUGCAAAAGGAAAAACUUUGGAUAUGUUAGAAGAGGAGAAUGUGACGAUGGAUGUGAUCCUAAGAAGCUCGAAGCGGUUCAAGAAGGCGAAGGAGAUCGCCACCCAGAUCGAAGAAUCCCAGCCCAUCGAUUUUGUUCCUGAUAGUCAGCCCGUUUAACCUUGUCGCCGGCCGGAAUCGAUGUAAGAAAAUAUUUUCACUACUGAAGAUGCCGUAUACUUUAUUCAUACCUGGGAAGGAUUACCUUCGCAAUUUUGGGUUUUUUAGCGAGGGAGAUGUCCCUUUUUUGGUUGUCUUUACCAAGUAUUGUGUCACAAUUGAUAUCGUUUUAGUUUUCUUUUUUGUUGUAUUGAAUUCAGAAGUUGAAUGGCGAUAACCAAGUUUCAAAUUGCCAUAUAAAAAUUGGUGACGUGGAUGGAUAA